AUGGGCAGAGAGUGGCUGCAUUGGGGCAGCGGCGGCGGCGGCGGCGGUAGACACCGGCGGCGGAGGACAACAACCAUGGCUCCAGAAGAAACCACCCCACCUGGUGGAUGCAUCUGUGCUGUUUUCCAUCUCUUCGAUUUGCAGCCCUUUCAGCUUCCUCUCAACCAAAGCCACCUUCAACAACAACAGCCCACUUCAUCACCAAAAGUAGGAAUAGAGGCGCCAAGGAACAGCCUGGAGUCAGACAUUAUUCACCAAGAAGUAGAACCACCAAGUUUAAACUUUCCUGGAGGGCUUCAAAUCAAGACAAGGGUUUCUUCUUCUACAAAGUCAGGGACAGAUCAGGAGAAUUGCAGCAGCAGUUCUCCAGGGACUGCAAGCAGCACAACAACAACAACAACACCAAGUCUAGUGGCCAGGCUCAUGGGGCUGGAUAUCCUCCCCCAAUCCACCUCCCCUUCAUACUCCUCCAACCCUAAAAACUUCAAUCUAACCAAAACUAAAAAAGACAGGCACCACCAAAUUCUUGGAAGAAGAUUACCAAGCAGGAGCUUCUCUGAUGAUGACAUUAUCAGGAACACAGACACUCCUCCAAGAAUGUCUGCUGGCAGGAGGAGGUCAGAUGUGGAGUGCCACAGGCUGUCACUCAAAGAGAAUCUGAUGAGUGAGGAAGAAUUUGGAUUUGGGAAAAGAAGGCUGCAGAUUUUGAGUGAGGUUAGAGAGAGUUUGGGGAGAAGAAGAGGUGGAGGAGGACUAAUUGACAUCACCAACAGGAUCAGGAUGGAUUCAUCAGACCAAAAUUUAAUCAGAAGGGAUGAAAAUCUUGUCCUCCUAAAGCCCUGUAAAAAAAAGCAAGAUCAGGGAGGUGACUCUAAGUCUAAGCUAGUAGAUCAAGGAAAGCUACCACUAGCAGUGAGAUUUUCAGACAUCAAAAAGAACAAGCAAGGCUCUUCUAGCUCAGGCCCCAAAAGUACAAGGAUUCCAAUUUCUUGCCAUGAGGGCAUUUAUGAUCCAUCAAGUUCUAACAACAACCAAGACAUCAUAUUGCAACAGGGGAACAGAAAGGGCAAUGGGAGAGGAAGAAUUCCAUCUUCCAAUCUGAAGAAAUUCCCCCAUGACUGGUCUAAUAAAGCAAUGAUGAACAAGAAAGAGGAGCCGUUUGUUCGUUCAAGAGCUCCUACACACAACAGCAGCAAGUUCAAGAAAUCUCCAUUGUCAAUGGAGCUACUCAACACAAGUGGCCCCACCCUUUUGUCAGUCAAGAAAUCCACCCCUUCUCCUCAAAAACAGAUGCAGAUGCAGACACAGAUACAGGCAGAAUCAGAUGCUCGAGGAUCAAAAAGGAACACACAGUCACUCAGCAGUAAAAAAAGGUAUUCGUACGACCUGCAACAACCCGGUAAUGGCGUACCAGACAGCAAUAACAGCUGCUGCGCUGCUGCUGCGGCGGAUUACAGAUGCUACAUCCAGAGGAUCUUAAAACGGACGGGAAUCAUCGACGGAGUCACGCCAUUGAAAUUGGGGAAAUGGCACACCCCCUCGCACCCACUCGAUCCCUCAAUUUUCUAUUACCUCGAACUCUUCCACCCCGUCUCCGACGCCUCCUCCGCCGCUUUAAGCCGCCGGUGCAACAGGAAGCUCGUUUUCCAGCUGGUAGAUGAAUUGCUGGCUGAAAUUCUGAAACCCUACCUGGAAUUCCAGCCUCGGAGCUCACGCAUUUCUAUUUCCGAUCAAAUUGGCUUGAUCGAUGAACUGUACGCGAAAAUUGACAGUUUUCCGGCUGCGAAUUGUCAGUUUCUCGAAGAUAUCGAUGCUUUGAUCGAUAAAGAUUUGCGGAAUCGGAAAUCCGGCGGAUUUCCGGAGGAAGAACGGGCAAAGUUAGCCGGAGAAAUUGCCGGCGAAAUAAUGGAUUCGUUACUGGACGAAACGGCGUCGUUCGGCGUCCGUACCGAGGAAUUGCAGAGACAGGAGCGUAGAGACGUCACGUGGGCUUUCACGUGACUAGAUGCCAUUAAAUGGUCCAAUUAGAAUCAUCCACGUGGACAGGAUCCGUGCUGCUGUACUUGACUCGUAUACAGUAGAGUAUAAUAAUAAUAAUAACAAUAAAAUAAUACUAUUUGUGAUGUGAAAUUAAAUAUUUUUAUUUUGCAUAUAUUUUUGUGCCCUAAAUCUUAUAAAAUAUUUAAAAAUAUUCACCAAUACUGAAUUAC
Messenger RNA from Andrographis paniculata, 2210 nucleotides. RefSeq lists its product as uncharacterized. The record is from RefSeq and is a predicted model, not a curated record. NCBI's taxonomy places the organism in Eukaryota, Viridiplantae, Streptophyta, Magnoliopsida, Lamiales, Acanthaceae. The transcript has 4 exons. Bases 1 to 2001 code for a protein of 666 amino acids.